AAGACUUCAUUGCCAGCUGUAUGAUAAACAAGUCUAGGCAUGGAUGUAAAAUGCAGUUUAUCUGGUUGACAGAGACAUUCAAACACAAGGCAGUGUUUUUAUUGUGUUUUGUUUUUUUUAAUCUGUGGUUGAAGUAGGCUGUGCACUCACUGCAGUGCCAUGUUCAUUUCCCCUUGCAGUCGCUUUGCUUCUCUAAACAGCAGAAACCACGUUUGUGCUCGACAGCUGGGCUCUUUUUCUUUAAAGCUCAACAGUAUUUGCUUCCAGUGCCACACAAUGUUUCCAAAUACUUCUCUGCCCACCCACACACUCAAGUCUUCUAAGGAUGACCAGGCGGUGGACAUUGAUGCCAUCAUGGACAAUGUCAGCAUCAUCCUGUACACGCUGACUGUUGUACUCGGCAUCACAGGGAACUCUGUGGUGAUCUGGGUGGCUGGAUUCAAACUUAAGCCAAAGGUCACCAACGUGUGGCUGGUGAAUCUGGCGAUAGCAGACCUGAUCUUCUGCUUCACACGAGUUUUCUCUCUCACUAAGAAGCUCUUCUUUGAGCACUGGCCUUUCGGCCUCUUCGUCUGCAAGUUCAACGGCUUCUUCAAAUAUGCCAACAUGUUCUGCUCUGUCUUCCUGCUGGCUGUGAUCAGUCUGGAUCGAGUGCUCUGCAUCUGGCAGCCUGUCUUCACAAAGCGUCGACGCACGUUGUGGGUAGCGAGGAUGGUGGCAGUCUGCGUCUGGAUUGCAGCGAUCCUCUUCAGCAUCCCCUACUUCAUCCAUCGCCAAGUCUACAUAGGCAAGAAGAACCUGAGUAAGUGCUCUGUGGAUCCGAAGGAGAAGGCAGAGGGAUACAACAGCACUAAAGUUGCUCUCUACUCCAUCCGCUUCCUGUGCGGCUUCAUAUUUCCAUUCAUGGUGAUUCUGGUCUGUUACAUGCUGGCUGGGGUGGGAAUCCGACGCACCCGCCUGUCAGGGAAGUCCCGCCCCCUGCGUAUACUAGCAUGUUUGGUCAUUGCCUUCUUCCUGUGCUGGGCACCUUACCACUGCCUCCUACUGGUGAAGAUGGUGGACAAUAAUAAUGCAGUGGUGAAAAUCUGGUACCCUGUAGCAAAGGGUGUUGCCUACUUUAACAGCUGUGUGAACCCGUUGUUGUACUUCUGCAUGGGGCUAGAAGUAAGGGGGCGAUUCAGGCAGAGUCUGAUGGGUGUUUAUAAAAGAGCUCUGGCAGAUGAUGUUGACGGACAGACAACUCACUCCAACGAUCGCUCUUUGGACGAAACCUCGGUGUCAAAGCACAGCACUCUCAUAGUGGCAGGAUCGGGUCAGACAGCAGUGAGUGUUUAAGUUUAAGUCCCGCCCCAAUUGAUCCUGAAGCUUACAGGACAUAUUUCAACCUAUCACAGUAUCAUCAUUAUAUGAUUUGUACAAUGAUAAUGAAAUAAAUAGAAAGUCUUCACCUAUGAUUGGAUUGAUGUACAGUGGCUCCAUAAAAAAGGGGCUGUGAAGUGUUAGCAUCCACCUUAACCUGGAUUAGCUGGGUUGAUGUUUCAUGAGAGAGCAUAAGGACGUCUCAAACUGACACCUCUCUGUGAUAUCAAAGUACCACAAGAUUAUGGUUUUACUAUCCACAACAACGUAGAGACUAACAAAUAAAUAUAAAUAGGUAAGUUUAUGUGGAUAAAAUAAUUCAGCAAAACAGAAAAAUUGAUGUUUAGAUUAGACAAGAGGGUAGCGUGCUAAUAAUCAGCUAAUGCUAACAAGCUUGAAUAGCUAGGAUCAUACACUGACACAGAUGCCUGUCAGACAACUUGGACAGUUUCUUUUUUUCAUAUUUGUUUUUUAAAUGACAACAAAGAGAAGAAGGUCUACUGUUGUCCACUGAUAUGUAUAUUUCUUGUUAAUAACUGUAACAUUUAUGUAACUAAAGCCAUUACUAGCAAUCAACCACCAAUCAAAGGGUUAUUUAUCUAUUUCUCUAAAUUUCUAUCAGUAAAGUGUGAAAGUAAGGCGUGAAGUAUAAAGAUCUAAAACAUGACAAGUACUAGAAUAAUCUAAAUGCCACUCCUCUUUUGUUCUUUAGUUACACUCAAGGUUUUUCCACUAACAUAUACGCAUAAUAGCUGAUCUGUACCUAUAUGGUUUUGAGGAGGACUUCUAUGACUCCAGAUUAGUGUACUUAAAAAAUAAUAAAGAUGGUGACUUUGUACUUGAUUUCUGCAUAGUGGGCAAAAACAUUUAAAACAACUAAUGUUGUAACUCAAGUUGUGACUCUCCUUCUUUCAUUUUUUCCUUCUCAAACCAGAUUUUAUUUCCUAGUGGUGCAUUUAAAAAAUUCCACAAUGUGAGCAAGUCAUUUCUGAAAAUAUUUAUUUUUAAGAAAAAGCUUUUGUACAGUAGACACAAUGUGUUGUAGAUAUAUUGCAAAGCUGUUUUACUUUUCAUGUGAUUCAAAGUGGGCAGCAUCUGGUAUGGUAGCGCUGUGGUCUCACUCACAGGCCUUUCUGUGUGGAGUUCGCUUGUUUUCCCCGUGAUUGCAUGGGUUCUCUCUGGGUACUCUGGGGUCCUUCCACAGUCCACAGAAAUGCAGUUACUGGUGUUAGGUUAACUGGUGACUCUAAAUUGCCCAUAGAUGUGAGUGUGUCCGUAGUGAGUGUGUGAGUGUGUCCUGACACAGGUUGGCAACCUGUCCAGGGUGCAUUCAGCCUUUCACCCUAUGGUAGCUGGAAGAGGUCCCAGCCCCCCCACCACCCUGAUAAGAAUGAGCGGAAGAGAAUGGAUGGCUAGAUGUUUAAAAGUUUCUUUUAAACAUUUUUGAGUUGUGUUUUUGAACAUGUGAUUGAAGUAACAGAAGAAAAGUGGAACUGUGACGAAGCAGAGGGAAGUGAGACGAUUAAAAAGAAAGUCAAUAAUAGCUUUAGUCACGACUCUGUCUUGUGCACAGAGGUAAUUCUGAAAGUUAGAUGAAUGGAAACUGUACAGUGUUGUUGCCCACAGCUUGCAAUAUGUGGUUUUUGUUUUUGUCUUUUUUUUUACCAUGAGAAAUGCAUCAAAAGUAUUUCACCCAUCCUGUGUGUAUCUUACUGUUACUUAAGAGGGAGAGUGGGCUGAGACUUUUAUGGCAGUCAAAUAUUAUGAACAUGGAAUCUGGUUAAUAUCAAUCCAUAGCAACCAGCUCAUAAAACACAGCUCCAGAGUAUUUACUCAGCUGCUUACACAUCACUUGGAUACCUCUGUGUACAAUAAAACUGUUUAUCUGAAACCUGCUGUUCCUUAUGUUUAAUAACAUUUCUGCCAUAAAAACAUCGUAAAAGCUACACAUUAGAGUAGCUGCAAUGAUGUGCACAGUGGUUUUUGUAAAUAACUGAAGUAUAAGAUAUGACUUUGUAAAUAGCACUGUAUAUGGGAUUAUAUUGAUAAAGGUUCAUUUUGAAGUGUCAUUGUACAAAGGUCUGGAAUAUGUCUGUGCUUUAAGAAACACAGUGUUCAUUAAAA
Messenger RNA from Oreochromis aureus, 3483 nucleotides. Its product is annotated as C3a anaphylatoxin chemotactic receptor-like. The record is from RefSeq and is a predicted model, not a curated record. NCBI's taxonomy places the organism in Eukaryota, Metazoa, Chordata, Actinopteri, Cichliformes, Cichlidae. Gene Ontology annotation, biological process: positive regulation of cytosolic calcium ion concentration; inflammatory response; phospholipase C-activating G protein-coupled receptor signaling pathway. Gene Ontology annotation, molecular function: G protein-coupled receptor activity; complement receptor activity. Bases 160 to 1335 code for a protein of 391 amino acids. The transcript has 3 exons. Gene Ontology annotation, cellular component: plasma membrane.